UUAUUACAGCCAGUAUGGUGUUCACAGCGUUAAGAAGAAUACUUCUACCGUCCCGCUCCUACAGUGCUAUUACACGAAUUAGGAGAACAUUCAGCGCUAGUGCAAGUCUUUUAAAUGACAAUGAAGAAACGUCCGAUAUUGUCAUAUCCGGAGGUGGUAUGGUUGGAGCAGCAAUGGCCUGUGCUUUGGCCACCAACCCUUUGUUUUCUGACAAGAAAAUAAUCCUUCUGGAAGCAGCGCCAGACAAGGGAAAGUUUAUUCUGCAAGAAAAAUACAGCAACAGAACAUGUGCUUUAAGUCCAGCAACAGUAAAUUUCUUUAACAGUUUUGGUGGCUGGGAUGAAGUUCUUCAGAUGAGAUGUCAACCAGUCAGGAGGAUGCAGGUUUGGGAGUCCUGCUCUGAAUCUAUGAUAACUUUCAACAAUGAUGAAAUGGCUGAACCACUGGCUUACAUCGUUGAGAACGAUGUUAUUCUGGCAGCACUAAUGCAGAGAUUGUCUGAGGUUGAUAAUCGCGUAGAGAUCCGGUAUAGAACUAAACCAAAGGCAUAUGAGCUGCCUGGGGUGAAAGAUUUCUCUUCCAAGCAACAUCCACUGGUAGGCGUUGAGCUGGAAAGUGGAGAUGUCAUACGAACAAGAUUGCUUAUUGGAGCUGAUGGGAACCAGUCCGCAGUGCGUCAAGCAGCCGACUUUCACACAGUCAGGUGGGACUACAAACAGAAGGCUGUCGUGGCUACUCUCAAACUAGCUGAGGCUCCUGAUAACUGUGUUGCAUGGCAACGGUUCCUUUCAACUGGUCCAAUAGCUAUGCUCCCACUGACCGAGAACCUUAGUUCCCUGGUGUGGUCCACAACACAUGAGGCAGCCAAGCAUCUACUGAGCAUACCGGAGGACAGCUUUGUUGAUGCUGUGAACGAUGCUUUUUGGCAUGAUCGAGAGAAGAACGUUUUGGCGGACAAGGCUCUUGAAGUCUUCAGCUCUGUCGUUAGGAACAUCUUGCCAGGGCCAGACACAGUCCGCCAGCUACCACCGACUGUAGUGGACAUAGAGCCAGGGAGCCGUGGCGCCUUCCCACUGCAGCUGAUACACUCCUCGGCAUAUGUGCGACCUAGAGUCGCUCUUGUUGGUGAUUCAGCCCAUCGUCUACAUCCGCUGGCAGGUCAAGGGGUCAACUUGGGAUUUGGCGAUGUAGAAUGUCUUUCAAGGGUUCUGACAGCUGCUCUACAGAACGGUAGUGAUCUGGGAUCACUAACCCAUCUCCAUGACUAUGAGACUCAGAGACAGCGCCAGGUGGUGCCAGUAAUGGGAGUUAUCGAUGGACUACAGAAACUAUACAGUGUGGACUUCACACCCAUUGUUGUGCUGAGGAGUUUGGGACUGCAUGCUACCAACACAUUGGACAUUUUGAAGAAACAGAUAAUCUCUCAAGCUGCAAGUUAAUGGUCCAGGCAGACCUGAUUUCUGUGAGGGAAGGUUUCAGAGUGUGAUUGCCUGUAAAUAAAUAUCAUAGUGAAUAAAUUCCUUGCUUGUUGUGUUUCA
Molecule: messenger RNA, 1538 nt
Organism: Haliotis rubra (blacklip abalone)
Lineage: Eukaryota; Metazoa; Mollusca; Gastropoda; Lepetellida; Haliotidae
Product: ubiquinone biosynthesis monooxygenase COQ6, mitochondrial-like
Exons: 12
Coding region: 15-1439 (474 amino acids)
Biological process (GO): ubiquinone biosynthetic process
Cellular component (GO): mitochondrion
Molecular function (GO): oxidoreductase activity, acting on paired donors, with incorporation or reduction of molecular oxygen, NAD(P)H as one donor, and incorporation of one atom of oxygen; FAD binding; 2-octaprenyl-6-methoxyphenol hydroxylase activity
Source: RefSeq, a predicted model, not a curated record